AAAUGUUCAAAAUGAAUGUCUUUUUCGUUGCAGUGAUUUUGGGCUACACAGUCUUUGGCAUCCAUGCAUUCAUAUCAGAGGAUUUGGAGCCAUUAACAGAUGCCAUUAUUAAGGCGAUCAACGACUUGGAAACAACAUGGAAGGCAGGUGGAAAUUUCAAUGGACAUAAUUUCAACGAAAUAAAGAAUCUCAUUUCUAAUGUCACUGACAAUGAAGCUUUUGAAACGAAAACGUUUAAUGGAAAGAAAUUGCCUGAAAAUUUCGAUGCUCGAUUGGAAUGGCCAAACUGUACUUCCAUCGGAAAAAUUUACAAGCAAGACUCAUGCACACCAUCUUGGAUCUAUGCUUCUGUUGGUCAAAUCGCUGAUCGAAUCUGCAUUCGUACUGGAGUCAAAAUUGACGUUGAAAAAACAGUUGACAAAUGAUUAAACAUUAUGGCAAUUGUAACUACAACAGUGCAAAUUUUUUCCAAGCCUUCAAAUACUGGGCUGCCAAUGGCGUGUUUACUGCCAAAACAAAUGGAUCUGAAAGCUGUAAAACACCGUUUGGACCAUGUCUAUUGGACAACGAGAUUGUAAAUUAUUUUCAACUGGAUCCUAUAGAGCCAAAGACCUACAUUGAUAAGAUGCACGCCCUGUUAGAUGGUCCGAUAACUAUAUAUCUCGAUGUUUACUCAGAUUUCUUUAGUUACAAAUCAGGAAUUUACAAACGGACUUCAAGUAAAAAGAUGGGAACUCAUGCUAUUAAAAUCAUUGGUUGGGGAGUGGAAAAUGGAGUCAAAUAUUGGCUGAUUUCAAAUUCAUGGGGCACUCAAUGGGGUGAUAAAGGUUUCUUCAAAAUCCGACGUGGUGAAGGUGAGUUUGGAGUUGAUAUUCGUUCAGUGGCUGUUUCAAUCUCAAGUGGAAAAAUGCCAAGUUCAUAUGACAGAUAUCAAUUGUUUUACCAAUAAGCAGAUUAAUGACAAUCUGAACACUUUUAUUUCCAUAAAAACAAGUUACCUUGAUUUACAUACAACAUAAAAAGUCAUGGCCGUAUAUCUUGCGAAAAAUUGUGUCUGAAUUGGGCAAGCUCAAAAGAAAAUUUUUAUAUUAAAUAAAAGAAAUGAUUAAACAGCAACGUUAAUCAAUAUU
This is a messenger RNA of Tetranychus urticae (two-spotted spider mite), 1130 nucleotides long. The record is from RefSeq and is a predicted model, not a curated record. NCBI's taxonomy places the organism in Eukaryota, Metazoa, Arthropoda, Arachnida, Trombidiformes, Tetranychidae.